Linum trigynum is the source of this 2669-nucleotide messenger RNA. NCBI's taxonomy places the organism in Eukaryota, Viridiplantae, Streptophyta, Magnoliopsida, Malpighiales, Linaceae. The record is from the annotation of a GenBank genome assembly.
GAUCUUUGUACAAAAUAAAGCGACUUAAACAUUUUCCCUCUGAUUUUACCCUCUUUUUUCUUCUUUUUGUUAUGUAUAUGUCAACAAAAGAAAAGGUUGAGUGAUAAGAAGAAAAUCAAAGGAGAAAUGGAGAUGGAGGUUCCCAUAUGGAAUUCUCAAAACUCUAGAUCUUGCGUUGUGCUCGGAGGUCAGGGCUUUGUAGGAAGAUCUCUCGUCUUAAGACUUCUCAAGGUUGGAAAUUGGAUUGUUCGAAUAGCGGAUUACGCACAAUCGUUUCAUCUUGAUCCCGUGGAUCGUAAUGACUCUCUCAUUUGUGAUGCCAUCUCGUCCGGUCGUGCUUCUUAUCACCACAUUGAUGUUCGUGAUACUUCUCUCAUUUGUAAAGUAAUCAAUGGCUCUUCUACUGUAUUUUACUUAGAAAGAAGUGACAUACAACAAUGUGAUGUUUCUCUAUGUCACGCAAUCAUAGUACAAGGUGCAAGAAAUGUAACCAAGGCAUGUAGAGAGUGUAAAGUCAGGAAACUUGUCUACAAUAGCACUGCAGAUGUGGUAUUUGAUGGCUCCCAUGAUAUAGUCAAUGUAGAUGAGUCAUUCUUAUGCCAUGGCAAAGUUGAAGAUGCACUAAGUGACUUCAAGGCUCAAGCAGAAGCUAUCGUCCUUUCAGCUAACAAUAUUGAUGGUGUUUUGACGUGCGCUCUUCGCCCUAGUAAUAUCUUUGGUCCACGUGAUACAAAUCUUGUGUGGUUUUGGACACGUUUAGCUAAAUACGGAUUAACAAAGAUUAUUGCAGGAAGUGGUGACAAAAUAUCUGAUUUCACUUAUGUUGAAAAUGUUGCUCAUGCCAACAUAUGUGCAUCAGAAGCUUUAGAAACUCAAAGAAUUUUUGUGGGAGGAAAGGCAUUCUUUAUCACCAAUGAAGAACCCAUACAAUUUUGGGAAUUUGUUUCUAUGAUAUUAGAUGGCCUACGUUGUCCAAGACCUUUAAUAAAGCUUCCUGUCAAAGUGGCACAAUAUUUUCUCGCAACAAUAAAAUGGAUAUCCAUUAAACUUGAAUUCAAAAAAUUCAACCAUUUGCAAUUAUCUCGAGUUUUCAAUCUAUCCAUACACAACCGAACGUUUAAAUGCACUGCUGCGCGAGAUCAUAUUGGAUAUUCUCCCAUUGUCACGUUGGAUGAAGGGAUUUCAUUAACCAUUAACUCAUUGACACACUUGGAAUUGGAGUCAUAUCUCACGCGAUGUGGCAAUGAAAAAAGGCAUUCAAAAGCUCAUAAGCUACUCGGCAGUGGAAAAGUGGCCAAAAUUCUGCUAUGGAGAGACAUGAAGGUAACCUUAACCUGGUUGCUCGUCAUUGCAUUCCUCUUUUACUGGUUCCUGCUCUCCGAAAGAACAUUAAUCUCGUCUCUCGCCAAACUCCUGCAAUUGGUCACAGUUAUCCUCUACUUUUGUUUCAUGGCCCCAAUCAAAAUGUGCCUAUUCACUAAGAAAGAUCAGCCUGCAUCUUGGUUUCAAAAUUCAGAGUCAAUGGCUAAAGAUUUAGUAACAUUUAUGACCUACAUAUGGAAUCGAGGAGUUUUAAGCACGAAGUUAUUGGCUCAAGGUCGUGAUUGGAGUAGAUGUUCAAAGAUUUUACUUUCAGUGUAUUUGGGGAAGAUACUUAUGAUGCGAUCGGUGACUGGGACACUAGGUGUAGCUAUGAUUAUUGCCUUCACAAUAUUCUAUGUUUACGAGCAAUAUGAAUUGCAAAUUGAUGCACUUUCCCGAGUAUUACAUCGAAGAGUCAAAAAGUUGAUGAUCAUAGAGAAUCAAAAUUGUCCUAACACGAGUAAGACCAGAUGAGGCACUGUAAUCCAAGGACGACAAGGAUUGGUGAUUUUGUCUUGUAUAUUUUUCUAUAUCAUCCUCCUAUAUUUGUACUUAGCAAUAUAUUUCGACUUAGUUUUUGGUACUUGUGUAUUGGCACAAUAGAUUAUGGUACACAACAUAUUUGGAGUUGGUUAAUGAUACUUGUAUAUGGCUAUCAUUUAUGUUAAAAUGGAUGAUGAUGUUCAUGUGACAGACUAAUGAUCGAUGAAUAAUGUAGGUUCACCUCAUCUAUCCAAUCAUCAAGCAUAAUGGGUUGUCAAAUCCCAAACCAAGGAAAUCUUUUAUAAGAGUAGACCUAGGUUCUUUUUAAUCCAUAUUUUUAACCUAACUAGACUUGUACCAUUAUUAUGAAUGAUCACCUUUUGAAAAAGAAAAAAACAAGUUGGUUGUAUACAAUUAUGAGAGGAGGCUUUAGUUUAAGUUAGAGAUAAGGGAUUCCAUAUAGUGAAAAGGGAUCCAUCUACUAAAGAAAAUUAGUUUUUAGUUAUAUUCUUCAUCCAAAUAAUAAGUAAACCCUCAAUUCUAUAUGAUCUAUGAACUUUGUGAAUUGUGUGGUUAAAGGAAUUUCAAUUACAUAACAUUAGCAUUUGGGGAAGCACAAAUCAAGGUUCUCGACAUGGAGACGAACUUCGUAUUACAAAUUAAGAGGUUGAAUGAAAUGAGGUUAUUAUGAGCACGUACAGAGAGAAGGUGGUAGUGGUAUGGGUUAAGAUUAGGCGCAGGAAAUAACGAGUUGAAUGGUCUUAAUGAUAUGGAAAAUCACAUGAUUAAAAAAAAAGAAUCCUUAAUAAUCUGGCUCAUAUUGC